Brassica napus (rape) is the source of this 3894-nucleotide messenger RNA. Its product is annotated as zinc finger BED domain-containing protein RICESLEEPER 2. Lineage: Eukaryota; Viridiplantae; Streptophyta; Magnoliopsida; Brassicales; Brassicaceae. The record is from RefSeq and is a predicted model, not a curated record. Gene Ontology annotation, molecular function: DNA binding; protein dimerization activity. Bases 1721 to 3727 code for a protein of 668 amino acids. The transcript is spliced from 4 exons.
UUCGAUGGUGGUGACAUACUAGGUACUGAAGUUCCAAAGACCCAAGAAAAUGAAGUAAUGUACUGCAUCAACCUAAACGAUGAUCCACGUCCUUCGAAUGAGUUUUCUCAUAAUACGAUUGGAGUCAAUAUUGGAAGAUAUCAACAAAGUUGGAGACAUGGGAGUAGUUCACAUUCUAGUGGCAGACGAGAGAGUAGUUUGCAUAGAUCCGGUGGAAGCUCAUGAACUAACGUUGGAAGUGGUUCACGAGGAAGUCCUCGAAAAUAAUCAUUUGAGACAACCAUACAAGACACUAUUACUAGUUUUAGAGAAUUUCAAAGACAAAGUGAUAGAACCCAGGACCUGGACCAGGACGUGGAGCAGACUCAGCAUGGUGACCAAGACGAUCAAAUCAGUCCAACUGAGGUUCAGCCAUUCAGCCGUACCAGAUCAACGGACAGAGCCGUGUACCGGAUCGACCCGCGUGCACCCGGACGUGACCUAAGGAUGGAUCCACGACCUGAUGACCGAAUCAGCCAAACCACAGGCGUUCUUCCCCGACCCAUUCGCCAUUCUAGAGCAAACAGUCAAGCCAGAACCCAUGAUCAUCGAGAAGAAUCAGAUUCCGGACUUAGCCUAUCUUUCUUGGCCCGUUUGGGACGUACCGCACGCCCGGAUCAGGCUGAUCACGACCUUUCCAACCACUUUGAUGAUUUCAUGAUGAUCGAUGCUUCCAACUACUCCAAAGGAAGGAUACUUAAGCUCUCUGAAGAUUUGGGUCGAGCUAUCUCUUCAUCCGUUCAUGGAUCAUCGACGAUCAACCAUGCGGGCAGCCUUACGUCCGUCCUGCUCCUUACCGCGGACGACCUGAUCACCACAGAAUGAACCUGGACAUCUAGGGAUGUCAAAUGGGCUAGCUGUCCAUGGAUAGCCCAUGUCCAAAUUAAUAUGGACUAAUAUGGAUAGUCCAUAUUUGUCCGGAAAAAUGUAUGGCCAAAUAGAUGAGGCCCAAAUAAACCCAUAGCCCAAAUGGGCAAAACCAAAUGGACAUGGGCGGCCCAAAUCUUUAAAAUGUUUAGGGUUAAUCGAUUUGGGGAAAAAUCAAAAAAAAAUUUUCGUUAAUCACGAGAGAGAUCUCGAUCUUCUUUCACUUCAUCUUCUUCACUUCAUCGUCUUCACUCUCGUAACCCAAAUCUCUCUCUCUCGUAACCCGAUUUGUUUCAGGUUUGUUACAAUCUCUCUCUCUCUCUCAUUUGCUUUUGCGAUUCUCGUAACCCAAAUCUCUCUCUCUCUCUCAUUUGCUUUUGCGAUUCUCGUAACCCAAAAAUGGGUUUGCGAUUCUGGAGUUGAUGUUUGCGAUUCUAGAUUUGAUGGGUUAGAUAUUCUAGAUUUGAUGGGUUUGCGAUUCUAGAUUUGAUGGGUUUGCGAUUCUGGAUUCAAUGUUUGCGAUUCUAGAUUUGAUGGGUUUGCGAGCUCUUUAAGAGUUGUAGAGUUUGAUUCUAGACUUGUAGAGUCUUGCUUUCAUCGAUAGCUCUUAGUAUUCUGAGAUGAUGGAUUGAUGGAUUGUAUUUGUUAGCUGAAAGAGAUCACUAUUGCAUGAUGGGUUUGCGAUUCUAGAUAUGGGUUUGUCUUUGAAAUAAACGCUAAGCUUUGUUAUCAUCUUGUUUAUGCAGGCUUGUCACUCAGGCUUUGGAACCAAACGCUAAACUCACUGCUCCCACUCUAUCCUCUCUAAAUCAAGAUGGAUGAUGAAACUUUGAACCUAUAUGAUGAUGAUGAUGAUGACUAUUUGAGUGGUAAUGACAUGAUGGAUCCCAGUGAAGAUGGUCAUGAUUCUGUACAAGAUGAUUCUACAAAUGCGGCUGGGAAUAGAGUAAGGCGGAGACGUAAGCGGAGGCAUUCAAAGUGUUGGAAGCAUUUUGAAAUUGUAGGAGAUAAAUUGCCUGAUGGGACUACUAAAGUUAUCUGCAAGCAUUGUGAGUAUUCCUAUUUCAUAGAUCUAAGCAAUGGGACUAAUACUUUACUGCGUCAUAGUAGAGUUUGUUCAAAGAAUCCUGGAAGCACGCCUAGAAGUAGGAAGUUUGAUAUGAUGGUCUUCCGUGAGAUGAUUGCUGGUGCUAUUGUUGAGCACGAUCUUGCAUACUCAUUUGUUGAGUUUAGAAGAAUUCGAGAAGCUUUUGAGUAUGCGAAUCCUGGUAUUGAGUUUUGGUGCAGAAACACUGCUGUGUCUGAUGUUCGUAAGAUAUAUGAGAAUGAGAAAGCUGCUCUUAGGAAGGUUUUGAGUGAAGUUCCUGGGAGGAUCUGUUUUACUACGGAUUUGUGGAGGGCAAUCACUGUGGAGGGGUAUUUAUGUCUGACAGCUCAUUACGUUGAUAAUUGGAAGCUAAAGGCGAAGAUAUUGUCAUUCUGCGCUUUUCCCCCACCUCAUACUGGUUAUAGUAUUGCUAUGAAGGUGAUGGAGUUAGUGAAAGAAUGGGGAUUAGAGAAGAAAGUGUUUACAGUGACUGUCGACAAUGCUUCUUCAAACGACAAUAUGCAAGGGGUUCUAAAGACACAACUUCGCAGAGCUUUGGUGUGUAAUGGCGAGUUUCUACAUGUAAGAUGCGCAGCACACAUUCUGAACCUGAUUGUUCAAGACGGGUUGGCGGUGAUUAGUGAUGCCUUAGAGAAAAUCAGGGAAAGCGUGAAGUUUGUAAAGUCUUCAGAGUCAAGGGAGCAAAUGUUUCAGACCUGUGUUGAAACUGUUGGGAGCAAGAAAGAAGCUGGUCUUGUUCUGGAUGUGGCAACGAGGUGGAAUUCAACCUUUAAGAUGUUGUCUAGAGCUCUUCCAUUGAGAGAAGCGUUGCGUAAUCUCUCUGAAGUAGAUCCGAGCUACAAGUGCUUUCCAUCAGAAUUGGAGUGGUCCAGAGGAGCACUCAUCUGUAAGUUUUUGGCUCCAUUUGCUGAGAUGACAAACUUGGUAUCUGGCUCAUCAUAUCCGACUGCGAACCUAUACUUCAUGCAAGUCUGGAAAAUAGAGUGUUGGCUGAGAGCGAAUGAGACUUCAGAUGAUGAGACAAUUUGUCAAAUGGUGGAAACAAUGAAGCUGAAGUUUGACAAGUACUGGGAAGACUACAGUGAUAUACUUUCUAUUGCUGCGGUGUUGGAUCCAAGGUUGAAGUUCGCUUGCUUGGAGUAUUGUUAUGACACCUUAGAUCCAUUAACAAGCAAGGCGAAAGUCGAUCAUAUCCGAAAGAAGAUUAAAAAGUUGUAUGGAGUAUACAAGAAGGAUCCUAACAGCACUACUGCGAGCCCUUCAGAAGCUACAUUGGUUAACAGUAUACCAGCUGGAUAUGGGGACUUUUAUGCAUUCUUUUCUCAGAAUGCGGGAACAGGAAAAUCAGCUUUAGAUGUGUACUUGGCUGAACCGGUUUUAGAUAUGGCUGCCUUUAAGACUCUUGAUGUCUUGAGAUAUUGGAAAAACAAUGCAACACGGUUUAAAGAGCUGUCCCGCAUGGCGUGUGAUGUUCUUUCAAUUCCCAUUACAACCGUGUCUUCUGAGUCAUCAUUCAGUGCCGGAAGUCGUGUUCUUAGCAAGUAUAGGAGCCGACUUCUUCCAUCAAAUGUACAAGCUCUUAUUUGUGGAAGAAAUUGGCUGCGUGGAUUUGAAGUGACAAGUGAUUCUGACGAAGAAGAAGAAGAAGAAGAGAAGGAAGGUGAAGAGAAGGAAGGUGAAGAAGAAAGUGGAAGAAAGAAGAGAAGUAAGUGAAGACAUGGAGUUUAAGUUUAAGACUUUAUCUUUUGGCUUUUGUAAGAUAUGGAGUUUAAGUUUAAGACUUUAAGUAUCUUUUGUAAGAUAUGGAGUUUAAGUUUAAAACUUGAAGUAUCUUUUGUUAAAACAUGAAGUUUAAGUAAGUUCAAAAUGUUAUUUUGACA